CGGAAGCAGUUCAAGACGAAGCUAUGCGUUCUGUAUCAGAGAGGUCGCUGCAAUCGCCAUAAUUGCUCCUUCGCGCAUGGGAGUGCCGAGCUUCGACGAUUCUCUGCCUCGUAUAGUGAUACGGAAGCUUAGAUAUGCAAUAACAAAUGGCAUAUGGGAUUAAUGCCAGAUUAAUUUAUUCAAUGAUAGGAUGAUCACAUUAUCUUGUUGAGAUGUUGCAUUUCCAGGAGUAUGGAUAUUUCAUUAUAGAUGAGAGAUUCUUCAGAAGGCAUUCUGCUGAUUGGUUUGUUUUAAAGGCAAUGCUGGUGUUGUUCAUGAAAUUGUAUUUUCUUGGCCAUGUUUUUUAUGCUUCAUUCCUUGAAUCUGUGGAAGUACAGUGUUAUCUGAGAUCAUGAUUAGCCUUACGUGGAUUGUCUGCUAGCAUCAUGUUUUGAUCAGAAGCAAGUUCAGCAAAUUUCCCAAUCAUUUCAUUUAAAAUUUCUACUGCUUGAGUGUAUGGAGCUUAUACUAUUCCUUUUGGCUGAUACUUCUGGAUAUGGUAUGGCUACAUGGGCACAGGAAAAAUGGAUUAGUGGAGAUUAUGUCAGGAGAAAUCAAAUCUGAUAGCUUGUUGAUGGAUUUUUAUUUCUUUAGCAUCUUGGAUAUAUCUCUACAUUUGAGAUUCUAUUUUAUAUCUUACCUCUCUCAACAAGUUGGGGAUGUGAAAUGUUCUUAAUCCAUUGGUACCCUGAUUACACUCCAAACAAAGUAUAAGCUACAUGUGUGGGUUUUACUAUAUCUGUCAUAAUAUGAGGGUGCUAGUUUCUAUCCGCGUUUUUGCUCUUAAGUGGGAGGCACUAUUACUAUUCAUUAUUAUGUUUCUCUUGUUAUUCCUGUUAAUGGGAGGAGAGACUAUUUAGAUAAUGACUUGAGGGAUAAACUUGACAGAAGGCAUGUAUCUCCUCGAAGGUACUCACCAACUCCAGAUACUAGAGGCCGCCAGAUCAUCCGUGAAUACAGUCCUACAAGAUCUUUGGAGAAAAAAAAGUGACAGGAGAUAUAGGAGAAAACAGGAUAUUACUGGCCAAAGUGAUGUUUCUGGAAAUUUGAAAGUCUCAGAUAGAGUUCAAGAUCGAGUUAAAGAAGGAAAAUUGCUUUCCUCUGGUUCUAGGAAUAAUCUUGAGGAGAAGCUGAAGAAAGUAGAUUCAGAUAUCAGCACUCUUCAGAACCGAAAAUUCCAGCUAGAGAAAUGCAUAUUUUUGAAGGUCUUCCUUGAUGAGAAUGUUCAAGAAGUGGAUAGUCUUAAUUCUAGAAUUCGGGAACUUGAAGGUCAAUUAUCCAAAGAGGAUGAGGAGUGCAAAAGAAUUACUUCAAGAGUAAGGAAAUUUGUAAGAGUGCACAAUCAUAUGUCAGAGUUACAAGAUGAACUGAAGAGAUCACAAGUCCGACUUCAAAGGUUUGGAGAUCAGCUUUUCUCAGACAUUUCUAGAAUUGGUGCCAAUGAAGAAGAUUUAAGCAUUGAUAUUUUAAGCAAUGGUGAAAAUACUGGUCUUCAUCCAAUCGCUAAACAUAAUGUGGAGCAGAAUGAUGCAUCUUUCCACAGAAGAAGGCUGCAUAUUGAAUGUGAUGCUUUGGAAGAGUUGAAACAAGAUAGAUCAAAAGAUGGGCAUUUGGUUGAGACAGCUAGAACUAGGAAGCGUUCUCGCUGGAAUUUAUCUGAUCAAUUGAAUGAGGACUCUCUUGGUACUCCAGACAAUGGAACUGAAGUUACUAGAUCUCUAGAUCUUGAAGGCAAGCACAAGAAAGGAUUGAAGCAACCCAGGAUUGAAGCGCCAUCAACCAGCAUGGCAGCUCAUGUGGUUGAUGAGGACGUUGAUAUUGAACGUUAUGAUGGAAAUGAUAUCUAUGAAACUGCAAAUACGGAAAAUUAUAAUGGAGCGGCAUAUAAGGUGAAGGGUGCGCCACUUAUGCUUCCCCCAGCUUUGCUACCUCGUAGCAAUUAUUCGCAGUAUGAGGGUAACGACGAGAAUGUUGAUGUGGAUGGUUGAUGAAGAGGCAGCAGGUGCACGUAUGGUUUCAUCUAAUUAAUAUUGGCAAUUUCUAACUUUCUUUUGGUGGCUUGAAGGUAGUUGUUGAAAACGUCAAUAUCUUGAACAGGAGUAUUUGAAAGUAGAGGGUAGGAUUCAAGAUAGUAGAACAAGAAACAGAAGACUUGCAUGGAUCUAAUGAUACAUUUUAUUUUGAUGAUAAAUUUUAUGGCCUUGAUAUGCAUACAUGCCAUAUUUGUGGUGGUGCUUAAGCUGAUUGUCUAUUUUCUGUUGGACUUGAUGUGAUUGUAAAUGUAAUCCUCUGUUCUCUACGGUUAUAUUUGGUUUUCCAGAUCUAGUUAUUGAAUUUCUUUUUAGAGUACCA
Glycine soja is the source of this 2391-nucleotide messenger RNA. RefSeq names its product zinc finger CCCH domain-containing protein 13-like. NCBI's taxonomy places the organism in Eukaryota, Viridiplantae, Streptophyta, Magnoliopsida, Fabales, Fabaceae. Gene Ontology annotation, molecular function: metal ion binding. The transcript is spliced from 12 exons. The record is from RefSeq and is a predicted model, not a curated record. Bases 933 to 2027 code for a protein of 364 amino acids.